Heteronotia binoei (common prickly gecko) is the source of this 2930-nucleotide messenger RNA. RefSeq names its product oocyte zinc finger protein XlCOF6-like. Bases 277 to 2910 code for a protein of 877 amino acids. Gene Ontology annotation, biological process: regulation of transcription by RNA polymerase II. Gene Ontology annotation, molecular function: RNA polymerase II cis-regulatory region sequence-specific DNA binding; DNA-binding transcription factor activity. The transcript is spliced from 6 exons. The record is from RefSeq and is a predicted model, not a curated record. Lineage: Eukaryota; Metazoa; Chordata; Lepidosauria; Squamata; Gekkonidae.
UGGGGGGGGGUGGCGGCGGUGGUCUGCUUUAGCCAAAGGGGUGGCUUUGGGGACGGCCUUGAUGCGCGUUUGCUGGCGGGGAAGGGGGAAGCAUUCAGGGAGAGGGACCUUCCGGGCUGACCGCACCGCCAGCACCGUUUCUGCAGAUUUCCCGUUUGCAAGAAGCUGGUUCAACAUUGCAAAGUGCAAAGCAAAAAUGCAUUAAGAAAUCUUAAGAGAGGAUGCCACGGGGAGCCACACCGUACAAAUGGCACUCUGAAAGGAAAAUGACCUAAGAUGGAAGAGCAGGACCAGAAGCACCUGGAAUGGGCCAAGAAAGCAAGGAAAAGCCCCCGUCCCAUCCAACCUGGAAGUGGUGUUGAAUUCUCGGAAAGAGCUGUUCCAGGGUUCCUGGCUAAGGACACCAUGAUCUCAGAUGGACAUUGCCAACAAUUCCGGCUGUUCCGCUACCAUGAGGCCGAUGGGCCCCGAGAGGUUUGCAGCUGGCUCCAUGGCCAUUGCAACCACUGGCUGAUGCCGGAGAAGAACUCCAAGAAGCAGAUCCUGGACCUGGUGAUCCUGGAGCAGUUCCUGGCCAUCCUGCCCCAGGAAAUGCAGUGCUGGGUCAGAGGAUGUGGGCCGGAGACCAGUUCCCAGGCGGUGGCCCUGGCUGAAGGUUUCCUCCUGAGUCAGGCAGAGGAGAAGAGGCAGGCAGAACAGAUGUGGGGAGCAUCUGUGAAGAGAGAAGAUACAAUCCCUGAGGUGGAAACAGCUUCCUUGAAGCAAGGUCACAGGGCGCAGGCUGUGGAGCGUGCCCAAGAUGACCUUUCCUGUGGAACAGGCAGCGAAGAGACGCUGUUGAGCCGUCAUCUUUUCAGAGGUGUGGAAGCAGCUGCUGCCCCUCCAGUCCAGUGUCCCUUUUCCUUUGAGGAGGUGUUUGUCUCUUUCACGGAGGCAGAGUGGGCCCUGCUGGAUACAGCACAAAGAGAUCUGUACAGGGAAGUUAUGCUGGAGAACUAUGGGAAUGUGGCCUUUCUGGCAGGAGACUAUCAGAGGAAUGAGGAGAAUGAGGAAGUGCAUCAUCAAUCACCAGAUGAAGUCAAGAAUGAAGACAUGAGGGGAAACUUCAACAAUCAAGUUGGACCUAAAAGAGAGAAAGGCAACCACCUGGUCAAGAAGAGGGAUAAACCCGUUCUUUGCCAAGGGGGGAAUUUCCAUGAAGUAGUUCACACGAUGGAGGAAACAUACAAGUGCUUGGAGUGUGGAAUGAACUUCUUAGACAAAACCCAACAUAAUGUCCACUUACAAAUGCACAGUGGAAAGGAGACCCAUCAAUGCCUGGAGUGUGGAAAGACCAUGAAUUGCGGAGCAGAGCUCCUUAGACAUCAGAGAACACAUUCAGGAGAGAAACUUUAUAGCUGCUCAGACAGUGGCAAGAGCUUCUCCAAGAAAUCAGACCUUGCUCAGCACCAAAGGAUUCACUCAGGAGAGAAGCUAUUCAUCUGCUCAGAGACUGGAAUGGUGUUCUCUGAUGGAGGAAAAGGUAAUAUCCAUUUACCAAAGCACACGAAGACACAGAAAUGCUUUCAGUGUGGAAAGUACUUCAGAUACAGAUCACAGCUCCUUGUGCACCAAAGGAUCCACAGAGGAGAGAAACCUUUUGAAUGCUCAGAGUGUGGAAUGAAAUUCAGUCAACUUGGCCAUCUACAACAGCAUCAGAGAAACCACAGAGGGGAGAAGCCUUUUGAAUGCUCAGAGUGUGGAAUGAAAUUCAGUAGGAGCACGCAUCUUCGACAGCAUCAAAGAAUCCAUACAGGGGAGAAGCCUUUUGAAUGCUCAGAGUGCGGUAAGAGAUUCAGUCAGCGUAGCAAUCUUCAACAGCAUCAAAAACACCACAAAGGGGAAAAACCUUUUGAAUGCUCUGAGUGUGCAAGGAAAUUCAGUCGGAGUGAUGCUCUUCAGAAUCAUCUAAGAACCCACACAGGGGAGAAGCCUUUUGAAUGCUCAGAGUGUGGGAAGAGAUUUGGUCAGAUUGGCGCUCUUCAACAACACCUAAGAACUCACACAGGGGAAAAACCCUUUGGAUGCUCAGAGUGUGGGAAGAGAUUCAGUCACAGUGGCCAUCUUCAACAGCAUCAAAGAACCCACACAGGGGAGAAACCUUUUGAAUGCUCUGAGUGUGCAAAGAGAUUCAGUCGGAUUGAUGCUCUUCAAAAUCAUCUGAGGGGCCACACAGGGGAGAAGCCUUUUGAAUGUUCAGAGUGUGGGAAGAGAUUCAGUCACAGUGCUGCUCUCCAGAAUCACCUAACAACUCACACAGGAGAGAAGCCCUUUGAAUGCUCAGAAUGUGGGAAGAGAUUCAAUAACAGUAGCACUCUUCAAAAACAUCUAAGAACCCACACAGGAGAGAAGCCUUUAGAAUGCUCAGAAUGUGGGAAGAGAUUCAGUCAGCUUGGCAAUCUUCAGCAGCAUCAAAGAAUUCACACAGGGGAGAAACCUUUUGAAUGCUUAGAAUGUGGAAAGAAAUUCAGUCAGAGUGGUGCUGUUCGACAACAUCAAAGAAUCCACACAGGAGAGAAGCCUUUUGAAUGCUCCGAGUGUGGAAAGAGAUUCAGUCAGCAUGGCCAUCUUCAAAAGCAUCAAAGAAACCACAAAGGGGAGAAGCCUUUUGAAUGCUCGGAGUGUAUGAAGCGAUUCAGUCGGAGUGACGUUCUUCAAAGUCAUCUAAGAACCCAUACUGGGGAGAAGCCUUUUGAAUGCUCAGAGUGUGGGAAGAGAUUCAGUCAGAGUGGCCAUCUUCGACAGCAUAAAAAAAUCCACAGAGGGGAGAAACCUUUUGAAUGUUCAGAGUGUAGAAAGCGAUUCAGCCAGCGUGGGCAUCUUCAACAGCACCUAAAAACCCACACAAGAAGAAGUCAUGUAACUUCUUAGCCCAGGAGUGUCAAACUCAU